This is a messenger RNA of Linnemannia hyalina, 2574 nucleotides long. The record is from the annotation of a GenBank genome assembly. Lineage: Eukaryota; Fungi; Mortierellomycota; Mortierellomycetes; Mortierellales; Mortierellaceae.
AUGUUCCACAAGCGGGACAUCUCCUUCACCGACCACAAGGAUCAAAAUGGAUUUGCCGAUCAUUCCAGUCCUGCUCACCCACAGAGUUCAUCGCCUCCUCCAGAUACUCCACACACGCAACCUUCUUCUUCCUCGGGCAAACGACGCCUGGCAGCUCGUAAACCUAACUCGCGACAGUCAGGGUCUCCAUGGACUCCGCAGGAAGACGAGAUUCUUUUUGAUUUACGGCAACAGCGGGUCAAAUGGAGGACGAUCGGCGCCCAACUGAACCGGACCGUUGCAUCCUGCUACUCGCGCUACUACCGGUUCUUGGAUCCCUUCCUAGCAGAUGCUAUCGAGAGCGAGCUGGACGAAGUGGAGGAUGUCGAAGGAGGAAACGAGUCAGGCGGGGCAAGCAUCAAGGAAAGGAUCCUUAGCGGGACACUGGAGAAGCCGAGCGUGAGACCCCAGCCGUACGUGGAGCGUGGGCCAUGGAAGGCCAAGGAUCGGGAACAACUAGAGCUCAUGGUCACAGCCAAGGUACCAUGGAGCAUCAUUUCCCACCAGCUGCAGCGGAACCAGGAUAGCUGCAAGGAAAAGUGGCUUCGAAUGCAAAAGAGUCAUCUCGAGAAACGCCGGUAUUCUAAGAGGGUCCGAGGGGGGCAGUGGACUCGACUCUACAAAGAAGGAUUCACUCCGCAUCAUCGAGACCAGCUUGUUCGCGCCGUGGAGAAGUAUCUGACAGCUAAGAGAGCCUCGGCCAUCUACGACAGCAACCCGCUUAGGAUUCUGGGAGUCAAUGAUCCGGGGGAGGAGGAGGAAGAGGAGGAAGAUGGACCGUUCGACCCGUCGAUGAUGCACCCGCCGCCACUAUCUCUUGACCAACAGACGAUUAUUGACAACAACUCGAGUGACCAGGAUUCGAGCGUGGAGACCAUCGAUUGGGAAGCCGUAUCGCGCGCCUUGAACAACAAGUUUCCGGCAUCAAGACUUCGCUCGAUCUACCACGAACUGGCAGUCGCCAAACUUGUCUGGACGCCGGAGGAGGACGAGCGAUUGUUCCGAGCGGUUAUUCGACUAGGGCCACCAGAACUGCAGCCCAAGAUUUGGACCAUGAUUAAGGACGCCUUUGGAGACGUCAUUCGGACCAGUAACGACUAUCGUGCCCGGUGGAGAGAGCUGGACAUGCCUCAGCUGGAGCGCGAGUGGGAUUUCUCGGAGAAGACAAAGUUCUGGCGGCGCUGGAUGGAGUAUCAGGAAGCAGGAUCGCUACUAGACCAGGAAGCCUCAUCGUCAGACAAGAACAGUUCGAUCCAGUCUGUCAUAGAGCCGCGGCCGUUGUUACUAAAGCCGUCGCAUGAACCCUCAACCCAGUCUAGGAUGGAUGCAUGGGAUCUGAUUGCAGAAGGAUUGGAAUACCGACACGGACGCGACUGUCAACUUUAUUUCGACCACACAACCCGCAAUUUCCCUAGGGACCCGGAGCUCUUUCGUUACUUGUCACUCGAGCUUGCCAAGGCAUACCUGGAACCGCGCACAGUGUCUUGGUCGACGGAUGCAUCGAGAAUGUUGGUUGCAACGGUCAACUCCUUCUUGCAGGCCAACAAACUCGUGAAAUGGGCGUCGGUUGCCCAGGCGCUGGAUCAUCAAUACACGGCCGAGCAGUGCGAGGCGAAGUGGCUGUAUUGGUCCCAGAAUCACGUACCGACGCCGGAUGAUGCACCGAUAUAUGGCGACAAGGAGGGACUGGAAGUUGGACUAGACUCGUCGGAGCAUUUGUCCAAGCUGGGCCAGGCGGUGGUUGAGCGUGAGAGCGAUGAUAAAGACAAGAAGGCCACGGAGCGAAGGCUUUGGACGGACGAUGAAGUUGAGCUGCUGAAGAAAGGAGUCGAAGAGUAUGGACUUCAGUGGUACAAAAUCCGGGACGCAUAUUUACCUCACCGAGCCAUUCAGAUGAUACAUGAGCGUUACUGGCGUAUGCAAGCCAAGAAGACGGGGCGGUUCUCGGAGAAGGAACGGAGCCAGCUUGAGACGGCCAUUGAGAUCUUUGGCGAGGAUGCGGACUGGGAGCUUAUUGCGGGGCAGGUCCCAGGCCGCACAGCGAGCCAGUGUCGGAAGAACUGGAAGUACAGCACGACGCACCAUUUGCACAAACUGGGCGAGCCCUGGACAGAUCAGGAUCGAGAGCGACUCAAGAGUGCAGUCGCGCGGUUCGGAAAGAAGAGGUGGACUCUUGUUUCGGAGUUUGUGGUUGGAAAGACACCUGACCAGUGUAGGAACGAGUGGAGAGAAAAACUGGAUCCUGUAGUUGAUACAAGUCAUUGGUCGGGGCAAGAGCGAGAUCGGUUGAUGGAGCUCAUUAUGGAUCACUUGAGUCGAAAGGACGAGGCGGAGGAGCGAGCCAGAGCCAAGGCAGAGUCAGGAACCACAGAGAGCAAUGACCAGGGAUUUGUCGAUCCAGCGCCGCGGUACAAUGGCAAGCGCAAGAUUGACUGGAACGAGCUUGCCAAGGAGUUCAAGGGCCGCACAGCUCAACAGUGCCGACUGCAGUUUGAUGUUCAUCGCGCUCUUUACCGCCUUCAGGGCGACUACUAA